Messenger RNA from Cottoperca gobio, 854 nucleotides. It is a transcript of the gene polr2d, whose product is annotated as RNA polymerase II subunit D. The transcript is spliced from 4 exons. Bases 257 to 691 code for a protein of 144 amino acids. Gene Ontology annotation, molecular function: nucleotide binding. Lineage: Eukaryota; Metazoa; Chordata; Actinopteri; Perciformes; Bovichtidae. Gene Ontology annotation, biological process: DNA-templated transcription initiation. Gene Ontology annotation, cellular component: RNA polymerase complex. The record is from RefSeq and is a predicted model, not a curated record.
ACAGGAAGUGAUUGGUGUCACAAACGGAAGUGAUUGUUUGUGUUUUUGUGCGACUGAAAGGCGCAGCGCUGAAAUCUGAGUCCGUAACUUUAGACUCCUGAAGCCGCAGAGUUCACCCUCCGUCCGCCGGAAGUCUUCCAGGAGUCUGUGUUCAGCCUCCGGUACCGGCUGCUGGUGCAACUGUCCGCUGUUUCGUGUCCGCGCUGAUGCCCGCGGACUGUUAGCCGUUAGCCGUUAGCCGGUGUUGUUGUGUGUCAUGGCGGCGGGAGGCGGCGCGGCUAAUGCUCAAGUUGGAGAUGUUGAAGAAGACGCUUCACAGCUGCUGUUUCCUAAAGAGUUUGAGAACUCUGAGACGCUGCUCAACUCCGAGGUCCACAUGUUGCUGGAGCACAGGAAGCAGCAGAACGAGAGCGCGGAGGACGAACAGGAGCUGUCCGAAGUUUUCAUGAAGACUCUGAACUAUACGGCUCGGUUCAGCCGCUUCAAGAACAGAGAGACCAUCACCGCUGUGCGCAGUCUCCUGCUGCAGAAGAAGCUCCACAAGUUCGAGUUGGCCAGUUUAGCAAAUCUUUGUCCUGAAGCUGCCGAAGAGGCCAAAGCCCUGAUCCCCAGUCUGGAGGGUCGGUUUGAAGACGAGGAGCUGCAGCAGAUCCUGGACGACAUCCAGACCAAGAGGAGCUUCCAGUACUGAGACCAGAACCAGGACUCCAGCUGGACCUCCGUCAGGACCCCGCUCCUUCUUUAUUAUUAUUAUUGUUAUGCAGGACGACUGAACUGGUCGUCAUCAUGUGAUCUGAUGACAUCACACAGGUGGUACAUUACCCACCUGUCACAAUAAACUUUGUCUUUUUUUA